GGGGCCCACGGCUUUCUCGUCCUGUGCCGCAUCUCCAGCCUAGUUCCUCAGCAUGAAGGCUCUGAGCCCGGUGCGCGGUUGCUAUGAGGCGGUGUGCUGCCUGUCGGAACGCAGCCUGGCCAUCGCGCGGGGCCGAGGCAAGGGUCCGGCUGCAGAAGAGCCGCUGAGCCUACUCGACGACAUGAACCACUGCUACUCGCGUCUGCGGGAACUGGUACCCGGAGUUCCGCGAGGCACUCAGCUUAGCCAGGUGGAAAUCCUGCAGCGAGUCAUCGACUACAUACUCGACUUGCAGGUGGUCCUGGCCGAGCCGGCCCCCGGACCCCCAGACGGUCCGCAUCUUCCCAUCCAGACAGCGGAUCUCGCUCCAGAACUUGUGAUCUCCAACGACAAGAGGAGCUUCUGCCACUGACCUGGCUGUCCAGGCGCCUUCAGAAUGCAGGUGCUGGCGCGCGUUCCGCUUGGGACCCCGGGACCCUCUACAGCCGGAAGCCCGAGGGCAUGGAUGGGCCCCAACCUCGCCCUGCCCACUUGACUUCCCCAAGCCCCUGUCUCAAGGCUGGACCUGGCGCCCGGGAGCGAAGGACUGUGAACUUGGGUGGCCUAAAGAGCCAGAGCAAGCUCUGGGCACCAGCUGGGCAACGUCACCCAGCCCUCAUCCUAUGCCCCACGCCCCCAUGCCCAAGUUUUAGAGACUGUCUUCUCAGAGUGUGGAGGUGUGGGGGGGCUUGUGGCUGCUCUCCUGACUCUGCCACGGCAGCGGUAGAGCUGGUCUUCAGGUCUCCUUGGAGAAAGGCUCUGUUGCCCUGAUUAUGAACUCUAUAAUAGAGUAUAUAGCUUUUGUACCUUUUUUGCAGGAAGGUGACUUUCUGUAACCAUGCGAUGUAUAUUAAACUUUUUAUAAAAGUUAACAUUUUGCAUAAUAAACCGUUUUUAAACA
Sorex fumeus (smoky shrew) is the source of this 940-nucleotide messenger RNA. RefSeq names its product inhibitor of DNA binding 3 (gene ID3). Bases 53 to 412 code for a protein of 119 amino acids. Gene Ontology annotation, cellular component: nucleus; cytoplasm. NCBI's taxonomy places the organism in Eukaryota, Metazoa, Chordata, Mammalia, Eulipotyphla, Soricidae. Gene Ontology annotation, molecular function: protein dimerization activity; transcription regulator activity. Gene Ontology annotation, biological process: negative regulation of transcription by RNA polymerase II; circadian regulation of gene expression; cell differentiation. The record is from RefSeq and is a predicted model, not a curated record. The transcript has 3 exons.